Molecule: messenger RNA, 1467 nt
Organism: Uloborus diversus
Lineage: Eukaryota; Metazoa; Arthropoda; Arachnida; Araneae; Uloboridae
Product: phosphatase and actin regulator 4-like
Exons: 9
Coding region: 1-1206 (401 amino acids)
Biological process (GO): actin cytoskeleton organization
Molecular function (GO): actin binding
Source: RefSeq, a predicted model, not a curated record
AUGUUGAACCAUCAUGAAUUAAAUGAAAAUAUUUAUUUAUUUUUAGCUUCAUCUGUGAUACCAAACCAUUGUGUUUUAAGAAGUCCUGAGUCAGAAGUGACAUCAAAUAACAGAUUUCAUCAAGCAUUUCAUUUGCCAGACCCUCCAAUACCAAUUAACGAAAUUGGUCCCAUUCCUCCACCUCCUAUGUUUUCUAGUUCGCCUAGUUUAACUGUCAGAUUUCAGCCAUGCAUAGCUCUGCUUGAUCAAGCUAUUAAGGAACGUCAUGAAGCAAACAGAGCUCCUGCACCUAAUAUCUUAUUAAAUGCACAGCUAGAAAAUGCUGCUGGGAAUGAAAUUGUAGAAGAAAUUCCUGCAAAAGAACCACAUUUGUCUGCUGUGCCUAAAAAAAGUGCAUUAAAGAAGAAAGGGGCUUUGUGCAACUCUACAUCAAAAAUAAUGAAAUGUUUUAAUUCUGUUUCAUUUGUUACUUCUAGUCCAUUGACUAUGCCACUGACUAACUUAAACAGACCUGUUACAACAUUAAAAGUUGCAAAGGUGCCUUUGGCUGGUAGUCCUCCGUUCAUUAGCCCAGAAAACAAGGAAAAUAGACCACUGCCGUUUAUGCACAUAGGAAGUGUUCUUGGUGUUUUAAAUUCCUCUAGUAGUCAAUUAGAAAAUUUAUUAUUUUGGAGGGACUAUUAUGGAGAUGAUGAAAAUUGUAAAUUGGUUGCAAAAAUUGCUCGAAAGGAUUACUUAGCAAUGAAGUUAGCUCAACGUCCUGAAAGACAGGAUUUAAUUAAUAAAAAUAUCAUUCAUCUGCAAAGUGAACAAGAAAGACAAGAAGUUUGGGAAGCUGUUGGAAAUCAACUCAUCAGGAGACUUAGUUUGAGACCAACGGCUGAAGAAUUAGAACAGCGAAAUAUACUCAAAAAUCAGACUCCUGAAGAGAUGGAAAAUGAAAAGGAGCAAAAGAAAAUUAUGUUAAUCAGGAAGCUCAGUUUUAGGCCAACUAUUGAAGAGUUAAAGGAAAGAAAAAUUAUACGGUUUAGUGAUUACGUCGAAGUUACACAGGCUCAAGAUUAUGAUCGCCGUGCGGAUAAACCUUGGACUCGUUUAACUCCCCGUGAUAAGGCUGCCAUUCGAAAAGAGUUGAAUGAGUUCAAAAGUGUUGAAAUGGAAGUUCACGCAGAAAGCAAGCAUUUUACACGGUUUCAUCGACCAUGAAAUUUUAUCAAUGAUUCUUAUGAGGGCUUUCUCUGAAUCGUUCCUGCAAUAUUUCUGAACCCUGCAGUCUUAAAAGAGUUACAUAUGACAAACUUUUUUAAGUUAAAAACACUUGCAACUUGCAAAAUAUCUUGUAAUAAUCAGAAACAUAUUUUGCCUCUUCAUGCUAUUGCUGUAAAUAUAUACAUGUAUGCAGCGCAAUUGUGAUAGUUACAAAGUUUGUGCCAAUGUUGGUUGUUCAUGAACAAUGCUAUUCUCAAA